This is a messenger RNA of Fomitiporia mediterranea MF3/22, 1746 nucleotides long. RefSeq lists its product as uncharacterized. The record is from RefSeq and is a predicted model, not a curated record. The coding region runs from base 1 to 1746 and encodes 581 amino acids. Lineage: Eukaryota; Fungi; Basidiomycota; Agaricomycetes; Hymenochaetales; Hymenochaetaceae. The transcript has a single exon. Gene Ontology annotation, biological process: protein phosphorylation. Gene Ontology annotation, molecular function: protein kinase activity; ATP binding.
AUGGGAGACCUGGUCUCGUCGGUUUUGGCUGUACCGGCUUAUGUCGAAGGAUUCGUAAAAACUGCUAGGGUGGUGAUCAAAUACAAGUCAAUUUCGGAGGACCAUGUGGAGACUGUCGAGGAUGCCAUGUUCUGCGCAGAGACUCUCAAAUACUAUGCAGGCUUCGUGAAUAUCAAAGACGAGAAUAUUCUCAACCAUCCGUCCGCCCCACUUUUGGAAGAAGCUCUUCUUCACGCAAAAACUGCGUUGGAAACGGCAGAGCGAAUUCUCCACGAUUGGACAGUAAAACUCAAGCUCUAUCCGAAAUCUCAAGGAAGGAUGAUUCUAGACAAGCUGGCUUCCUCCAUCGCUGAGAAGUUUGCUCAAAGCAAAAGCGAUGGUUCUGGCGGCGAUCGGCGGAAAAAUCCGCUGAGCAGGAUAAAGCUACUUCAAGAAGCAUCGUACCUUGCCUUUGGCGUAAUCGAGAUCAAGGAUGCUAUGAAGAGGCUCAACAAGUGGAUAACACGCCUGGAACAUCUUCUCCUCACGUCUCCAAAUUUGAGGUUACGCACGGAAAUCGUAGACUCGGACAACAGUCAUGGAGACAAGCAGGACGAUGUUGCAUUCGUUGCUGCGGCGCGUAAACGGGCGAAAUCCGAAAUUCCAGUCACUACCAUCGAUGCUGCAGCUCUAGAGUCCGCCUUCGACAUCGAUCCGAGUCAUAAUUCUGGGAUCCACCGGUUGGAGGACGGUGACUACUCUGGGUGUAUUGUCGACUUGCGUGACAUUCAGAUACGACCAUUUACACCAGACAUGAUGGAGGAACAACGUGAUACCUUGAACAUCUGCAGGCUUUUCGCCGAAGCACCGUCAGACAGCGAAUACCGCACUCGAGCUACCGUCGGCAUCCUUCCUUGCCUUGGCUAUGCUAUUGCAAACGCAGGGAAGAACCACUAUCUAUUUUUCCGUCUUCCGUCCGGAACAGGUACGCCCCGUACACUGCGCAGUUUGUUAUUGUCUGGGCCAGCUGCACAUUCUAUCAACGCACGUCUCGACUUUUGCAUCAAGCUUGCGACGUCCGUACUCAUCGUCCAAUCGCUCGGACUUGUUCACAAAAACAUCAGGUCGGAUGCGAUCCUUGUUACAACACCGCUCAGCACUUUACGGGACAAUAAGACUCUAGGGACGCCCUAUCUGAUUUCGUUCGGUCAGGCCCGUUUGUCCGCGGGACCUUCCGAUCUAAGGACAUAUGCCGGAGCAUCGCUCGCGAUGAACCUGUACAUUCAUCCACGACAUCUAAUUUCAUAUAAACGAAAGAAAUUUCAAAUGCGUGACGACAUAUACAGCCUGGGAAUCUGUCUCCUCGAGGUUGCGAUAUGGAGGUCUCUUCUGAUAUGGGACAGUGAGAACGAUGGAUUUGUGUUCGAUCACAGCGUUGUGGACCUUUCUGACGAUCAUUACGAGGAAAUUUUGGAAAGUCGAGGCCAUUCGACACAACACGAUAAAAGCUGGCUCCGACGUUUCGACUUGAUGGAGUUUGUGCAAAAGACCGUACCUAUCACGAUGGGUGACACAUUAAAGGAUAUUAUUCUUAAUUGUCUGACGUUUGGGGAACACGACACGCCGUCAUACGACGCGACCUUCGACGUUAUUCAAGAGACCGAUACGCAGGAUGACAGGGCCGAUCAGCAAAGCGUAAUGUUCGUGCAGGACAUCCUAACCAAAUUGCGCAGUUUGUCAUUUGCAGACACAGAGAAGACCGGGUAA